AUGGGGGUUGUCGUUAAAACCAGAAUAGAAGAAUACUGGAGUACCACCGCUAACAUAUUCUGCACCCCCGGUUUUGGCAAACACAUGUCUAUCAACAGAUUUCUGCUUAUAAGUAAACUUUUACAUUUUGCCAACAACGAAGACAUGUGUUCGCCAGGACUGGAUGUUUCCGAGGCCAGACUUUUUAAAAUCAAACCAGUACUGUCACAUCUUAAUAAUAAGUUUCAGUCAUUAUAUAAGAUGGCACAAAAUAUUGCUCUCGACGAAUCUCUUUUGCAGUGGAAAGGUUGGUUAGACAUUAACCAAUUGGUUCCCAAUAAAGCUGCUGUUAUGGGGAUUAAAUCUUAUGAGAUUUGUGAAUCUCAAACUGGCUAUUUAUGGCGUUUUGAGAUUCAGGCUCAUAAGAAAUCCCCACAACAACAGCCGGAAGAGCCAUUAAACGCAUCCACGCCUUCAAUUGUCUUAAGACUUACACAUGGUCUUGAGAAUAAAGGAUACACAUUGUGGAUGGACAAUUUUUACAAUUCUCCAAGUCUUGCUCGGCGUCUUAAGGCUUCGGGAAUCCAUUGUGUUGGAACCCUACGAACAAAUCGCCAAUUUGUUCCGCGGGCUCUGCAUGAUCUAACAAAGAGGAACAUGCGCAAGAGUCAGAUCACUGGCCUUACAUCUGGAGACGUCGAUGUCAUGGUAUGGAAAGAUGUUAACCGAGUAGCUAUGAUCUCUACAUACCAUGGCAAUGCUGUAAAACAAGUCCGAGAGUCCACCAAACCCAUCCUGAUAUUAGAUUAUAAUAUCAUGAUGGGUGGGGUGGAUAAAAAAGAUCAAAUGCUCGCAAUGUACCCCAUUGAACGAAAACGAACGAGGGUGUGGUAUAAAAAAUUAUUUAGAAGAUUAUUAAAUGUGUCAGUUUUAAAUUCGUUUAUAAUUCACCGUCAUUCGUCCACUCUUACCCAUAGGAACUUCCGUAUAAAACUUAGUUGAAUCCCUUCUUUCUAAACAUUCCUGUACCGCUUCACUUAUACCUGCUCCUCAUUCUGUUGUGACCACACAGAACGUACCUGUCCAUCUUACUCACCGCAUAACCGAGUAUCCCUUACAGAAUAGCUAUCGCAAGCGGCGGUUGUGCAAAGUGUGUAAGAAACGGGUUCACACGUACUGUGUUGGUUGCGAUAAAGCAGUUUGCUUAGAUCCUUGUUUCCACCGUUUACAUACAUAAUUUAUUUU
This is a messenger RNA of Aricia agestis (brown argus), 1224 nucleotides long. Its product is annotated as piggyBac transposable element-derived protein 4-like. Lineage: Eukaryota; Metazoa; Arthropoda; Insecta; Lepidoptera; Lycaenidae. The record is from RefSeq and is a predicted model, not a curated record. The transcript has 2 exons. The coding region runs from base 1 to 981 and encodes 326 amino acids.